This is a messenger RNA of Daldinia caldariorum, 957 nucleotides long. RefSeq lists its product as uncharacterized. The transcript has 2 exons. Lineage: Eukaryota; Fungi; Ascomycota; Sordariomycetes; Xylariales; Hypoxylaceae. The coding region runs from base 1 to 957 and encodes 318 amino acids. The record is from RefSeq and is a predicted model, not a curated record.
AUGCGAGACAAGACCAAAUACUAUAUGGAAUGGGCUAUGCAAGUUAUCAACAACUCCGACAAUCAGAUUUUCGGAACGGGAAUCAGACACCCUUGGCAAGAAUAUGGCUUUGACAUCAAUUCCAACAUCAGCAUUUUCGAGCUGGAAGGAGAUCAUCGUGACAAAUCCCCUAUUCAAUUUGGUGAUGCAAAGGACAUGCUCAUGUAUUGGGAGAAUACUCCUAAAGAUGGUACAGCCGAGAAAACGAAUCGGCGGGUAAUUCUCGUUCAGGACAUGCAUCCUCGAGUAGUCAAGCUCCUGGGCGUUCUAUUGGAUAUCCCGCCUCGCUUUUUCCUGGCCCAUUGCGAUGGGUUUGUGGAUCUGAGUAUUAUUGAUGGUGCAUUUGCGAAGAAGAACAGAUCGACCUACUGGAAGGUCGCAGUACCGCGAUGGCGUGUUACGCCCAAUACCAUACCUCCAGGGCAAUAUUACAUCGAAGCUGGAAAUUUCACCCGCCAAGAACUUCACAAGAAACCCCAAACGACAUACAUCACUCUUAAAAGCCUUGUAUCAUACUGGGGGAAGAGCUAUGAACCUGAUUCCUGGACUGCCGUGGUCUUGAUGGAUCCGUUUAAAACGUAUGUUCGUCCGAAAUUUCCUGAAUCUUCAGACGGGCCUGCCUGCUACGAGUUGCCCGAAAUUAAAUUCACACGAGAAUUUGUGCAGGAAGUCCUGAACACGGGUAUCAGGUCAGAUGGCCCUCAGUCCUCGCGGCGAUCCACCUUCGACGCCGCUGUCGCGACUUACGGCGAAGAAUUAGACAGCCUACCACAUACGAAAGAUCCUUUCACAGGCACAGCAUAUAUUCGGAAUAUCAUCCGUUCUACUUGGGAAUCCUUCGUCGUUCGUCGCUCGAGAGAGGUGCACGAUCUGAUUUUCGACGACCAGAUGGAACACGCCACCAUUAGUAGAGGUUGA